Messenger RNA from Cordyceps militaris CM01, 774 nucleotides. Its product is annotated as Concanavalin A-like lectin/glucanase. The record is from RefSeq and is a predicted model, not a curated record. Lineage: Eukaryota; Fungi; Ascomycota; Sordariomycetes; Hypocreales; Cordycipitaceae. Gene Ontology annotation, molecular function: glutamic-type endopeptidase activity. Gene Ontology annotation, biological process: proteolysis. Bases 1 to 774 code for a protein of 257 amino acids. The transcript has 4 exons.
AUGCUUUCCAAGCUCGUCUCCGGCCUCGCGGCCCUUUCCCUCGCCUCGCUCGCCCUGUCGCGCCCCAAUUCUGGCUAUGCCAUAGAAGGGCGCUCCCUGGAAGAGCGCUCCCUGGAAGAGCGCGCCGCUGUCAGCAGCACCAUCUGGUGCGGCCCGGUCCUCGCCGCCGCCGCGCGCCAGGUGUCCGCCGAAUGGACCAUUCCGCGGGUGACCCUGCCGAGCCCGAACGUCGGCCAGACGGCCCCCAUGUUCUACCAAUGGGUCGGCAUGGAUGGCGUGCGUGCCUCGAGCUGCGGUUCCGCUCUGCUCCAAGCCGGCACCUCCCAGGUGUGGAACGGUAGAGCCUUCGUAUACGACGUCUGGCUGGAGUUUUACACCCCGGCUAACACGUCCUCGUGGCACUUCACCUACCCAGUUGUCCGUCCUGGUGACAAUGUCCGCACGACCGUGACGGCCGGGUCCGAUUCCCUUAGCGGAACUGUUCUCAUUGAGAACCUGACCAACCGGCAGUCGAACACUUGGAACCUGAGGGCCACUGGCAACUACCCUCUCUGCUUCCAAAACGUCGAGUGGAUCAACGAGGCUCCUACCGGCAAGCUGCCCGGCUUCCCCAACUUCAGCUUCAACUCGCUCUCUUACACGGACUGGAACGGAAGAGUGUCCACGGCUACUGGCGCUAACCUCUGGUACAUCAACACAUCCAGCGCGCAGUGCUCUGCCACCCUGUCGAGCGAUGGCAGGACCGCUUCCUUCACCAACGCGGCUCCCCGAUAG